AUCAUUAAUAACUUCUCUGUUUUAUUUCCUCGAAUAUUAGCUAAACCAAGAACAUUUCUAAGAAACAGGAAAGUAGAAAAAUUUGGGAGCCAAAAGCUUGAAUUGUCAACUUCCUUUUAAUGGCAUGUGUUUUAUAAUUGUACCUCCCAGAAAUAGAGAAAGAAAGUAGAAUGAUUACAACAGAAGGAUUAUCCUAUCUGAUAUGAAUUACUUAGAAAUCGGACAAAAUGAUAGCUAGGUGGCGCCAGGCCAUUCCUGUCAAUCAUGUACUGAUUUGCUUUCAUGUCACCCGCGAUUAUCUGCAACCCAUUGCUUUUUAUCUCCUCCUUUAAGCUCCCCUAUCUUCGGUAUAAUAUAGCCAAGAUACAGCUUGAAGAGAGACAGGACAGUAAGGCAAAGGCUAAGGACACAACACAAACGAGAAAUAUCACAAUCGGUGCACAAGUGUUAAGGUUUCUUGCUCUUCAUCUUUGAGGGGGGAAAAGAAUAUGGCAGCCUUUGCAGGAACCCAGCAAAAAUGUAUGGCUUGUGACAAGACAGUGUAUCUUGUUGAUAAGUUAACGGCUGAUAACAGGAUUUAUCACAAGGCCUGCUUUAGAUGCCACCAUUGCAGGGGUACCCUUAAGCUAAGCAACUACAGUUCUUUUGAAGGGGUUCUGUACUGCAGACCUCACUAUGACCAACUCUUCAAGAGAACUGGCAGUCUAGACAAGAGUUUCGAAGGAACACCAAAAAUUGUGAAACCAGAAAAACCUGUUGAUAAUGAGAACGCAAGCAAAGUCUCGAAUUUGUUUGCUGGCACCAGAGAAAAAUGUGUUGGGUGCAACAAGACUGUCUAUCCUAUCGAGAAGGUUACAGUAAAUGGGACUCCAUACCAUCGGAGCUGUUUUAAGUGUACCCAUGGAGGUUGUACUAUUAGCCCAUCCAACUACAUUGCACAUGAGGGAAAACUCUACUGCAAGCAUCACCAUAUCCAACUUUUCAAGGAGAAAGGGAACUACAGCCAGCUUGAGAAUGAACGCGAGAAAAAUCCAGUCACUGUGAAUAUCACCGCUGUGGAAAUUGCCGCUGAAUCAUAAUCAACUAAAGACUACUUGUCCCCGUCUCUAGCCCUUUUCAGUCCUUCCUACCGUAAAUGGCAUCGCAGGCUCUUCAUGGAUUUUCUUCUCUUCUAUAUGUCAAGGAUUGGUUUUCGCUUGCAAGAUUGGAUGUGUUAGUGUCCCAUGGCUGUAAUUUUGUGGGAACUCUGAGUGUGAUGUGUCAGUUGAAAUUUCUGCCAAGAUUGAGUAACCUGAGAUACUACGUGGCACAGUUUGUAUCCUCUGUUUCCUCAAAAUACGUAAAGAUUUCGGUAUCCUGAAUGAUUA
This is a messenger RNA of Populus trichocarpa (black cottonwood), 1367 nucleotides long. RefSeq names its product LIM domain-containing protein WLIM1-like. NCBI's taxonomy places the organism in Eukaryota, Viridiplantae, Streptophyta, Magnoliopsida, Malpighiales, Salicaceae. Gene Ontology annotation, molecular function: actin filament binding. The record is from RefSeq and is a predicted model, not a curated record. The coding region runs from base 489 to 1079 and encodes 196 amino acids. Gene Ontology annotation, biological process: actin filament bundle assembly. The transcript is spliced from 5 exons. Gene Ontology annotation, cellular component: plasma membrane; actin cytoskeleton.